AUACAAAAGAAUCAGAUAUAGAAAAAUAUAAUAUUAUAUUUAAGUAUUUCAAAUUUUAAAUAAUUUGUUAUUUUAGUUAAUAUUAUAAUAAUUUUAUAUAAAUAAAGUGUUUAAAAAUGCAAUAUAUUAUAUAUUGUAUUUAAAAGAUAUUAUAUAAAUGCAUAUGAAAGUAUUUUUAAUUUAUAUAUUUCUCUUUGUAAAUUUGAAAAAAAUAAUCACUAUUCAAAUACAAAGUACAAGUUGCAUUUGAAAUUGUAAAUUGACUAUAGUAGUAACAAUCAUGAUGCCAAUAGCACAUCUCGUUAAAGUAACUCUUCCAAAUUAUUUAGCUGGAUUACCUAUUCCAGAUUCUAUAGGAGGAUGGUUUCGACUUGGAAUACGAGACUGGAUUGCCUUAAUUCCACCUACCGCAUUAGUAGCAGGUAUUGGUUACAUGUCAUACAAAGCAUUUUGUCCAUUGGCUAGAUCACCAUGUGGACUUGUGAAUCUCAGUGUAAAAAAAGAUGUAAAUAAAGUAGUAGAUUCAGUUGAUAUAGAAGAUAUUACUGAAAAAGCUGCAUUUUGUCGUUGUUGGAGAUCUAAAAAUUGGCCAUAUUGCGAUGGUGCUCAUGGACGUCAUAAUCAAGAAAUGAAUGAUAAUGUGGGUCCUCUUGUAAUUACAAGAAAGAAAGAUUAAUGUGUACCAUACACAAAUGUUAUUGUAUGUACUUUCAAUCUGAUUAAUAACAAGAAAAAAACUAUUUCUGCAAACAAAAAUGUAGGUGUCUUAUAAAAAAAUGCAUUAAAUAUUGAUGUAGAUAAAUAUUCAAAAUAAAUAAAAGAAUAAUGUUAAGUACAAGAUGCAAAA
Apis cerana (Asiatic honeybee) is the source of this 847-nucleotide messenger RNA. It is a transcript of the gene Cisd2, whose product is annotated as CDGSH iron sulfur domain 2. The record is from RefSeq and is a predicted model, not a curated record. Gene Ontology annotation, molecular function: 2 iron, 2 sulfur cluster binding. Gene Ontology annotation, cellular component: mitochondrial outer membrane; intracellular membrane-bounded organelle. Gene Ontology annotation, biological process: regulation of autophagy. Lineage: Eukaryota; Metazoa; Arthropoda; Insecta; Hymenoptera; Apidae.